UAAAGACUUGAACCGACAUCAAUAAACAAACAGCGUUUUAACCACGAGGUCCUCGGUGAAGCGAAAUUCGCAGAGAGGACGGCGUUUUUAUUCUUUUUUGUAAAAUUUUGCUACUGAUAAAUUGCAAAAAUGACUGAUGAAGUAAACCCCAAGGCAUAUCCUUUGGCUGAUGCACAGCUGACACAGGAAAUUCUGGAUUUGGUUCAACAAGCUUCACACUAUAAGCAGCUAAAAAAAGGAGCCAAUGAGGCAACAAAAACACUGAACAGGGGGAUAUCUGAAUUUAUUGUUAUGGCGGCUGAUGCAGAGCCACUUGAGAUAUUGUUACAUUUACCUCUGUUGUGCGAGGACAAGAAUGUUCCUUAUGUGUUUGUGAGAUCAAAACAAGCCUUGGGAAGAGCCUGUGGUGUGUCCAGGGCAGUCAUUGCUUGUUCUGUCACAGUCAACGAAGGAUCUCAACUCCGACCUAAGAUCCAGACUAUUCAGCAGAACAUUGAAAAACUCCUCAUCUAAUUCAUCUACAGGACAAGGCCGUUGACAUUGAAAUAUGCAUGCAAUGCCAUGCAUCUUUGGAAGUCCUGGUCAGCUAAUGAAUUUAUCUACCAAAAUAUUCUUCUCUAGUUGUAAGAGUAUGUUAGAAUUAACAGACAUAGAAUUAACAAAAUCAUUUAUCAAUUUUUGUGUUCAUUUUGUUGUCAAAUCAUGGGAAACAAUUUUAUGAAGUUUUAUUUACCAUUUUAAUAAAAAAGAUAUUACAUAA
Molecule: messenger RNA, 760 nt
Organism: Saccostrea echinata
Lineage: Eukaryota; Metazoa; Mollusca; Bivalvia; Ostreida; Ostreidae
Product: NHP2-like protein 1
Exons: 5
Coding region: 130-513 (127 amino acids)
Biological process (GO): mRNA splicing, via spliceosome; ribosome biogenesis; maturation of SSU-rRNA
Cellular component (GO): box C/D methylation guide snoRNP complex; nucleolus; precatalytic spliceosome
Molecular function (GO): RNA binding
Source: RefSeq, a predicted model, not a curated record